AUGCUCUGUUGCUGGGGCCGUUACGAGAGCCCGGAACCCCAGGCACGCCGGAGACACCGGAGACAUGAGCACCGGAGACACCACCAGCAACACGAGCCCCAUGGGCAACAGGAGCCCCAAGGACAGCAGCAGUACGAGGGACAGCAGCUGUAUCAGGAAGGCUAUGGACAACAAGGAGACCCUAGAUAUCAGGGACACCAGCACAACGACGAGUAUGAAUUGUAUAAUAUACGCAACCAGGGGGUCAAAACACUGGAAGACGCUGGCUACAAGGUCUCAGACCCAUUUAAGGAACGGUAUCCCUGGGCAGGCAAAGAUGUGUGGCUCCACGACGUUAUUCAUCCGGGUCCGACGGGAGAUAAUGUCAUCGCAAGACUUGGUGUCUGGGACAAACCUGGUCAGCUAGUCAUACAGAGAAUCUACAGAAUAAAUGACAGGCGACCGGACGACAGCAAACCCCAUGCCAACGAAGUCGUUUUGAGAUUUUGGGGACUAUUCCUUGGUCGGGACAUCACAUCAAUCAGAAGUCUAUUCUUCUGUGAUGUGCAAAACGAUUCUUUGAAGAAGGCAAAGGAACGUGUAUAUGCAGAAAUGGGCAACAUUGACAGCAGGCGGUCGCUCGUCAUACGUGGUGGGCAAACGGGGAUCGAAGAGGCACAAUACAACGGACUUUACUACGGUACGAAGUUUGGUCGGAUUGCGCGGAGGAUCGUUGAAGAUAACGACUUCAUGAGACGGGCGGGACUUCGAGUCAUCGAGUUCAGGUUCCUAGCAAUCGCCCACCAGUAUUACGAAGACGAAAAUAGUGAGGACAGUGGAGGCGAGGACGAGAACGAUGAUUAUCAUUUCGAGAUAAUUUUGGGUUGA
This is a messenger RNA of Diaporthe citri, 867 nucleotides long. RefSeq lists its product as uncharacterized. The record is from RefSeq and is a predicted model, not a curated record. The transcript has 2 exons. NCBI's taxonomy places the organism in Eukaryota, Fungi, Ascomycota, Sordariomycetes, Diaporthales, Diaporthaceae. The coding region runs from base 1 to 867 and encodes 288 amino acids.